Molecule: messenger RNA, 2178 nt
Organism: Blastocystis hominis
Lineage: Eukaryota; Bigyra; Opalinata; Blastocystidae
Exons: 14
Coding region: 1-2178 (725 amino acids)
Biological process (GO): protein ubiquitination; ubiquitin-dependent protein catabolic process
Cellular component (GO): cullin-RING ubiquitin ligase complex
Molecular function (GO): ubiquitin protein ligase binding
Source: RefSeq, a predicted model, not a curated record
AUGUCGUGCGAUUCUUCUGCUACAGGAGGAGCUGAGGGCGUGUUUCAACAAAUUCACCAAUCAGUUCUGAAGCCUAUGUUAGAUCAAUACUCAACUUGGGAUUGUCAUCCAGUAGAACAGCCAUUGUCAUGCAACGUUUAUUUACACAACUAUAAUCUACUAUAUAAACUGUUUACGGAAAGGAAUACAAGCAAUGAUGUAUACCAGGAGGCAAUUUAUCGACAAACAAAAGAAGUAAUUAAAGCCUUUUAUUAUAAAUUGGAAAGCGAUUUACCUUCACCUAACAUUGAUCAAAAUAUAAUGGAAUUGCUUUGCUGUAAAUGGGAAGAAAUGAAGUCGAUCAUAAAAGUGGAAAAAAACUUUGUGUCUCGAACCGGUCAGAAGCAUAUGGACUCAGAGAUCAAGAAAUAUUUUGUAAAAACAGUGUAUAAAUCUCUCUCCCUCCCGGUCCGUAAUUCUGUUCGCUUCACUAUAAAAAACUACCGAGGUGGAAGACACGAUAGCUUUUCUCCGUGUGUUGCCCAGUGUAUUCAAAUUAUUUCGGAGUGCGAAAAGAUAAAGCCAACGAGCCCCACUCCUUUUGAGCAUGAUCUCAUCCUCGAUGCGAAGCGAUAUUACGAUAGUGUCCGUCUCUCUUUGUCGUCCAUCCACCAGAUUCUCUCUUCUCUCGACUCUACCUUCGCUCUCGAAGCCGAAAUCAGCACGACAUUCGGCGUUUCGUCGAUCACCGAAGAUCUCCAAAAUACCGCGUUGGAAGGGAUCUUGUCUCGCUAUCUGUCGAGCAUUUUCCCCGACGAUCUGGAGACGUUUUAUCGCUUGUUUGUGUAUGUGAAACGCGUUAACGGAGGCAUUGAAAACUUUUCGGAGCACUUGCAGCGAGAAAUUGUGAAAUACGGGCGAAAACUCUUUGAUCGAUAUCUUGAGACCUUUCAGAACACACAGAGAAAGAAACAAACGCUUUGGGAGUACAUCAAAACGCUUGCUCAUUCCAUGUAUUGUCUUUACGAGGUUUGCUUUGGUUCCACGUUUCUACUUUUUAAGACGAUCCAAAAACGGCUUGACGCUUUUCCCGCCUUUUUCCAGGCGCUUUAUUCCGCCAUCGCCUCCAUUUCCGAUCUUUCCUUCGCCGCGGACUACUCCGUCCCCGCGGGAAUCGCGGAAUACCUCGAUCACGCCAUUCGCGUGGAGAACACGUCGGGUUCCACGUUUUCAGCGCAGCUAACGGAGUUGAUUUUUUUGUAUUCGAACAUCUCGAACAAGGACGAGUUCAUGCACCGCUACGACGUGCUUCUGUCGCGCCGCCUGCUGUGUUCGCGCACGACGAAUCGCGAGAUCGAGCGAAACAUCGUGGCUCGCAUUCGCACGAGCACAGGCGUGAUGUCGGCGAGUUCGAUGGACAGUUUACUCAACGACAUGGAGAACACGAUGAGCGGCGACUUCACGCAUAAAGUCAAGCAGCUCUGCGGCGAACUGCCCUUCGACUUCUACCUGAACGUCCUGACGCGUCCGAUUUGGCCGCAGCUCCCCGAAUCCUGCUUCGAAGAACACGACGAAUCCAUUCAGUUCCCGCCAUCCAUGCAGCGAAUCAUCGAUUCUUUUAAUUCCAUCCCCAAAGACUCCGAGCGAUCCUAUCACUGGUCCUUCGUUCGCGGGUUCAUCACCGCGGAAAUCGCGCUCUCGUCGCGGACCAUCGAGGUUCAAAUGCUACCCGUGCAAUUCGCGGUUAUUUCCCAAUUCCAAGCCGAUGAGCGGAUUUCCGCGGGACAGCUGCUGGAACGCACGGGAAUGAGCGAGAAACUGCUGCUGCAGACGCUGGACUCGCUGACGAAUAGUGUUUUUAAUAUUCUGAAGAAGGUGGGCGGCGAGGCGGAGACGAUGCGGAUGAGCGAUGAAUUCCAGUUUAAUGAGGAGUUUGCUCCGACGCUGUAUACGGCGCGAGCGUCCGAGCAUGUGCCAACGGAGAAGAUAAAAUAUACGGAGUCGUAUAAAGCGGCGAUUCAUCGCAUUGUGAAGAAGCGAAAGACGGUUCUGAUUGCGAAGCUGAAGGAGGACGUGAUGAAGGAAAUGGAGCCGUGGAAUAUGGAUGAAACGGACUUCGACAAGGCGAUGAACUCCCUCUUUGAAAAUGACUUUAUCCAGCGUUGUAGUGAUGAUAAUAAUUCAGUGGAAUUAGCUUAA